AUGAGGAGCCGGGCGAGGGCGGCGCUGUUGGGCGCGCUGGGCGGCGCGGAGCUGCUCGUCAGCGCGGUCGUCCACCUGGGCUACGCCUUCUACAUCUUCGGCACCGCCGUCAUCGCCGACGUCUCGGCCUCCCUCGUGAAGGCCCUGAUGGCCGGCGGAAAGGGCGGCGUGGCCAAGGGCGUCGCCGUCGAGGGCGAGGACGAGGCCGCGGCGGUGCUGGACGGGGCCGUGCCGCCCAUCGUGCUGGUGCACGGCAUCUUCGGCUUCGGCAAAGGCAGGCUGGGCGGGCUGUCGUACUUCGCCGGCGCGGAGAAGAAGGACGACCGGGUGCUGGUGCCGGACCUGGGCUCGCUCACCAGCGUCCACGACAGGGCCCGGGAGCUCUUCUACUACCUGAAAGGCGGGCAGGUGGACUACGGCGAGGAGCACAGCCGGGCGUACGGGCACUCCCGGUUCGGCCGGACGUACGCGCGAGGCCACUACCCGGUGUGGGACGAGGAGCACCCGGUGCACCUGGUGGGCCACUCGGCCGGCGCGCAGGUGAUCCGCCUGCUGCAGCAGAUGCUCCACGACGGCGAGUUCGAGGGGCACCGCGACACCUCGGAGCGCUGGGUGCUGAGCGUCACCUCCCUCUCCGGCGCGCUCAACGGCACCACGCGCGCCUACAUCGACGGGAUGCGCGCCGACGACGACAACUGGCGGUCGCUGCGGCCCGUGUGCCUCCUCCAGAUCUGCCGCGUCGGCAGCGUGCUCUACCACUGGCUGGACCUCCCCUGGCUGAAGCGCUACUACGACUUCGGCUUCGACCACUUCGGCAUGUCGCGGCGCCUCGUCGGCGUGGCGGGCCUCGCGGACCUCCUGCUCGGCGGCAACGGCAACGGCAAGCGAGGGCCCUUCGCCACGGGGGACUGGAUUCUGCCGGACCUUACCAUUCAGGGCGCCGCCAGGAUCAACGCACGGGUGCGCACGUUCCCGGGCACCUUCUACUUCAGCUACGCCAGCCGCCGCACCGCCAGGGCGCCGGGCGGCGGCGGCGGCGGCGCCACCGUGCCGUCCGGGGUGACGACGAUCCACCCGCUGCUCUUCGUCCGCGUCCUGCAGAUGUGCCGCUGGCGCUACCCCGCCGGCGCCGCCCACCCGCCGUAUCCGGGGUACAGGGACGAGGACUGGGAGGACAACGACGGCGCGCUCAACACCUUCUCCAUGACCCACCCGAGGAUCCCCGUCGAGCAUCCCAGCGUCCAGGUGGAGAACGAUGAGGAUUGCCAUCCGCUGCGGCCAGGGAUCUGGUACUACAAGGUCGUGGAGGCGGACCACAUGACGUUCGUCAUCAACCGGCGGCGAGGAGGCGUGCAGUUCGACCUCGUCUACGACAGCAUCUUCCACAACUGCCGGAAGCACGUCUUCCGGACUGCCCCGCCGCCGACGCUUCCGGAUCAGAGCUGA
Molecule: messenger RNA, 1446 nt
Organism: Miscanthus lutarioriparius
Lineage: Eukaryota; Viridiplantae; Streptophyta; Magnoliopsida; Poales; Poaceae
Source: the annotation of a GenBank genome assembly